GCCUUUACUCCUGUCUUUCUCAUUCUCUGCUGUCUCUCUGCUUUUGCAAUUAAUAAUUUCACACCAUUUCCUUCUUCUUCCACACAAAAACACCUCAUUUGACUCUUUUUUCUAUCACUUUUAUGUCUUUCUGCUAUCAUUCUCACAACUUCAACAAAGGUGCUGAAAUCAAUGUACUUCUACUUCUACUACUCCAUCUUCACCUUAAUUUUUCCACUUUUGAACCAUCAUUCAUAUCCUUGUUUUCUUCUAUUCAACAUAGUACAUAACAUAACAUGUUCAUUCAUGUCUUAAACUCAUUUUCUUCUCAAUGUAUUAAAACUUUCACUAACUUGAAGAGUGUCAUAAACAUUUUCAUUCAUUUGACAUGAUCACUUUUUUUUUUUUACACUUGAUCUUAUCUUAUAUAUUGUUAUUAUUAUUUUUUGUUUUUUUCUUUGAUUUUGAUCCUUAUCUUAUUUAAUAUUUUUGUCACUCAUUUAUUAUUGUACUAUUACAAAUUUGUUGUUUUCUUUUUCUUGUUAGUUAGUAUGAUCAUUACGUAACAUAUACUUGAUUGAUCUUACAAAUGCUCUUUGUCUCACACCUCUUUCAUUCUCAGUUCAUCAUAUCAUAUCACAACUUUUCUGUCUUUUUUCUUCUUUUGAUUUUUUCACUUUCUCUCUUCUCUAGUUCUCAUGAAUUAUCAUUAUUUUUUGCUACCUUCUUGCUUACAAAAAAUAAGUGCUUAAAAAAGUUUUCAUUUGAUAUUGGAUUCCAUAAAGAUCUAUAGUUUUAUGUUCUGACUUUGUUUUCUUCAAUGUUUUACUGCACAGUUACCGGAUUUGAUUUAAUUUAAUUAACUCAAACUCUUGAUUUCGAUGAGGUCAAUGUGAAUUCUAGGGAAAGACAAAUAAUCAGACAAAUUUUUAGUAUAUUCUAUUUCAUGUUCACAUGUUAAGAUUUUUAUAUUUCAUAUAAUUGAGUCUUUUAUUAUCUUGUAUUAUUAGUUUACAUUUUAACAAAGGCUUGAUUCUUGCAGAUCAUAUAUAUUAAAUAUUAAAUUCAUCUGUCUUUUUCUUGUUCAGCCGGUUUCGUUAUCCAUUUAUAUAGCAUCCGGCAAAUUGCGCAUUUGACCGACUAAAAAAGAUGCUAGUAGUUUCCAACAGCAACAAGGUGGUGUGAAUUGUCUAAUAGUUUUUGUAGUGAGAGGAUCUUUGCAAAUUUGGAAUCAGGAUUGUUUACUCAAUUGACUAAACUUGGAAUCUCAGAGUUUCAACUGAGAUCUAUAGUACAAAAAAUAAGGAAGAAGAUAGCAUGAUAUUCAUCUAGUGUGUUCUUAUUCAUUCUGGAACUGAGAAAAUGGGGUGCUGUUUAUCGACAAGUAGUAGAAGUACUGAUGACGCGGGGUCUUCGUCUUGUCUAGAAAUCGGAUUGUGUGGUCAAAAGAAAGGGAGGAGAACAUUCUCUGAUCAUGUUGUCUCUUUGCAAAAGUUAACUUCCUUACCAAACAGAAUAUUCAGUAACGGGAAGAGCCGGUCUUCUUGUAUAUUUACACAGCAAGGUCGAAAGGGUGUUAAUCAGGAUGCCAUGAUUGUAUGGGAAGAUUUCGUAGCAGAAGAUGCGAUCUUUUGUGGUGUAUUUGAUGGCCAUGGUCCGUAUGGUCACCUUGUCGCGCGCAAAGUUAGGGAUGCCUUACCGAUAAAAUUGCUUUCAUUUUUGGAUUCAUCUGAGUCAAGACGAAGUAAAGCUAGUUUCAAAAAGGAAAUAAAGCCGGAAAGUGGAGAGGCGGAGAACGAUUUCUCUGCUGAGGAGGAGAUGAGUACUAUGUGGAGAGAAGCUUUCAUGAAGGCAUACAAAGCUAUGGAUAAAGAGCUGAAGUCCCAUGCAAAUUUGGAUUGUUUCUGUAGUGGAAGUACAUCUGUGACUAUAGUGAAACAGGGUUCAAAUUUGUUCAUGGGAAAUAUUGGUGAUUCAAGAGCAAUCAUGGGAUCUAAGGAUAGCAAUGACUCGAUGGUGGCGAUUCAGCUGACCGUUGAUUUGAAACCUGAUUUGCCAAGAGAAGCAGAAAGAAUUAAGAAGUGCAAAGGUAGGGUAUUUGCAUUGGAAGAUGAACCAGAAGUUCCUAGGGUGUGGUUACCUUAUGAUGAUGCACCAGGAUUAGCAAUGGCUAGAGCAUUCGGAGAUUUUUGCUUGAAGGAGUAUGGUGUCAUUUCUAUACCUGAAUUUACGCACCGGCUUCUCACAGACAAAGACCAGUUCAUUGUUCUUGCCUCGGACGGGAUCUGGGAUGUUUUGAGCAAUGAAGAGGUGGUGGAGAUAGUAUCAUCAGCACCGAAUCGAUCAUCAGCAGCGAGGGUUAUAGUGGAAUCUGCCGCACGAGAGUGGAAACAUAAAUAUCCGACUUCAAAAAUGGACGACUGUGCUGUUGUGUGCCUAUUUUUGGAUGGGAAAAUCAACUCAGAAGAAUCUGAUUGUGAUGAACAAUGCUAUUCUUCCGCAACCAUCCAGAAUAACAACGAUUUGAGUAAUCCAGUUGAGUUGGACGAAGGUCAAAAGUCCGAGCCAUCUUUGCGAAGGAACUACACUGUUAGAUCCUCAGAAGAAAUUGAGAAAUGUGUAGGAGGAGAAUCUGUUGAUGUUGAAGAUGGAACAUCAACAGCUGAAGAUCAAAACUGGUUAGCUCUAGAAGGUGUCACCCGAGUAAACUCACUGGUACAACUUCCUAGAUUUUCUGAAGAAAAGCCUAACUCUUGAAAUCUGUUUAUUCAGUUCGAACUCUUUGUUGUAAUGCCUAUAUCAACACAAUGAAUUCAUGAAGGAUUAUUUUUUUAUUUGGUUAA
Messenger RNA from Trifolium pratense (red clover), 2822 nucleotides. RefSeq names its product probable protein phosphatase 2C 52. Gene Ontology annotation, molecular function: protein serine/threonine phosphatase activity. The record is from RefSeq and is a predicted model, not a curated record. The transcript has 5 exons. Gene Ontology annotation, biological process: protein dephosphorylation. NCBI's taxonomy places the organism in Eukaryota, Viridiplantae, Streptophyta, Magnoliopsida, Fabales, Fabaceae. Bases 1342 to 2736 code for a protein of 464 amino acids.